Molecule: messenger RNA, 1741 nt
Organism: Mytilus californianus (California mussel)
Lineage: Eukaryota; Metazoa; Mollusca; Bivalvia; Mytilida; Mytilidae
Product: tubulin beta chain-like
Exons: 5
Coding region: 533-1657 (374 amino acids)
Biological process (GO): microtubule cytoskeleton organization; mitotic cell cycle
Cellular component (GO): cytoplasm; microtubule
Molecular function (GO): GTPase activity; structural constituent of cytoskeleton; GTP binding
Source: RefSeq, a predicted model, not a curated record
CUUAAUGUUCCGGAUAUCAAAUGUCAAGUGUUUCAUCCUUAAAUUGUCCAAGAUCUAAGAAUAGCAAAUGUGCUUUUAUUUUUACUUUAUCUGUUAAUCACCCUUGAACUUGCGUACAGACAGCCGUUGCAGUAGAAAUUCGUCAUCACAUAUUUAUUAGAAGUGGAAAUUCGUUAUCAAUAGAAGUAGCACAUUCAAAAUGAGGGAAAUAGUUCAUAUACAAGCAGGGCAGUGUGGUAAUCAAAUCGGUUCCAAGGUCUGCUUCAUUUGUUCGAGCUUCGGAAUAAGCCGUGUUAACCAUAUCACGUUACCGGCUAAAAAGCGGCUAAAAGCAAACGAGUGAAACCGGCUGAAAAAGAAGAUUGCGACAGUGUUCUGGGAAGUCAUUUCAGACGAGCAUGGCAUAGAUGCAACUGGAGAAUAUCAUGGCGACUCUGAUCUACAACUUGAGAGAAUUAGUGUUUACUUCAGCGAAGCAAGUGGAAACAGAUAUGUUCCUAGAGCAGUUCUUGUUGAUUUGGAACCUGGUACCAUGGACUCUGUGCGGUCGGGUCCUUUUGGGCAACUAUUUAGACCGGACAACUUCGUAUUUGGUCAGUCUGGUGCCGGAAAUAACUGGGCCAAAGGUCACUACACGGAAGGAGCCGAACUGGUAGAUAAUGUUGUGGAUGUAGUCAGAAGAGAGGUGGAAACAUGCGACUGCCUACAAGGUUUCCAGUUGACACAUUCUCUGGGUGGAGGAACAGGAUCUGGCAUGGGAACACUGUUGAUCAAUAAAGUCCGGGAAGAAUACCCAGACAGGAUUAUGAUCACAUUCUCCGUAAUGCCAUCUCCAAAGGUUUCAGACACCGUUGUUGAGCCAUACAAUGCAACCUUAUCUGUUCAUCAGCUUGUUGAAAACACAGACGAGACUUUCUGCAUCGACAAUGAAGCUCUCUACGACAUCUGUUUCAGAACAUUGAAGUUGACCACACCCACAUAUGGAGAUUUGAAUCACCUUGUUUCCGCUGCAAUGUCAGGCAUAACAACAUGUCUUAGAUUUCCCGGACAACUGAAUGCAGAUUUGAGGAAACUAGCCGUCAACAUGGUUCCAUUUCCUCGUCUCCAUUUCUUCAUGCCAGGAUUUGUACCGUUAACAUCACGUGGUAGUCAACAGUAUCGUGCACUUUCUGUACCGGAACUGACACAACAGAUGUUUGAUGCUAAGAACAUGAUGACGGCGUGUGACCCUCGCCAUGGAAGAUAUUUGACCGUUGCUUGUAUUUUUAGAGGAAGAAUGUCAAUGAAAGAGGUUGACGAGCAAAUGCUAAAUAUCCAAAACAAAAACAGUUCAUAUUUUGUAGAAUGGAUUCCUAAUAAUGUCAAAACGGCUGUUUGUGACAUUCCACCAAGAGGCUUGAAAAUGUCGGCCACUUUUAUAGGUAACAGUACAGCAAUUCAAGAAAUAUUCAAGCGAAUCUCUGAGCAGUUUACAGCUAUGUUUCGCCGUAAAGCUUUUCUUCAUUGGUAUACUGGUGAAGGGAUGGAUGAGAUGGAAUUUACAGAGGCGGAGUCGAAUAUGAACGACUUGGUUUCUGAAUACCAACAGUAUCAGGAUGCAACUUCAGAAGAACAGGACUUUGACGAGGGAGAGGAAGAGGAAGAGGAAGAAAUGUAACAUUAAAAAAAAAUCUGACUUUUGUGCAAAGUAUUGAUUAAACAAGAUUAAAUUACCUUUAUACAUAAGGCAAAUAUAACAUAA